GACUGACCUUCAAUUAUUGUACAGUCGAUUCCCGGAUUGUUUCCAAUCUUGCCCACAGCACUGCCUUACGGUGCUUGACGUGCACGGCACAUAUUCAUGCACUUGAACCGGUUGCGUGGUCGGACGGCUGGAUCACUUUGGCAAUCCAUCUGCGCAGGAUCCUCUCCACAAUCCGAAGUUACCAGCUCCAGCGCAUCACGAUCGAAAUAUACUUCGAUAGCGAGUUGCCUGCCAAAUCAAGUACAAAGGAGCAGUCUUCGUCCGAGACCCUCCCUGACCCGGCAGAGGGUGAGGGUUGCGUCGGAGUUUCACAAUCUACGCGACGUUAUGGUCCAGCCGUACUUUAGCGCGUUGACCGCUGUCCACGUCGCGAUGCAGAUUCGGUACACGGAACGGAGACGGAGCAAAGUACAUGCACACGAUGACGCAGAGGCGAUCAAGUCCUCAAUCCUGCUGCUGCUGGCACCAUGGCGCAAGCGUGGUUUAGUCAAGUUAUCUCUUCACAUGCAAAUCAUACGGCGAGUAGAGCAGAAGAGAACAACAGAGUGCGAGGAUGUGUAGCGUCCGUCGCUGUUGCGGCUGUUUAGCGCACAGGUGUUCGUACAGGCAUCCCGGACUUCAAGGAUGUGGUCAAUGCGAUUCUGAAUCUGUAUAAUAUAUUGGUCGGCGAGUCUGGCAACAACUUGAUUUCUUCAAGUGUUUGUAAGUCAGACAUCUCUGUGUCCCGGUGUGAUGUAGCGUAAUGAACUCUCAAUAAUCUCGUGUUGUUCUUCGCCUGCAAUCAAUUCUCCGAGGUGACCUCCAUUAGUGAAAGAAAGAUGUUGUACAGGAUGACCCAGGGUAUACUGCUUUAAGUCAUGGUUACUAAUCGC
This is a messenger RNA of Rhodofomes roseus, 872 nucleotides long. RefSeq lists its product as uncharacterized. NCBI's taxonomy places the organism in Eukaryota, Fungi, Basidiomycota, Agaricomycetes, Polyporales, Fomitopsidaceae. The record is from RefSeq and is a predicted model, not a curated record. The coding region runs from base 97 to 561 and encodes 154 amino acids. The transcript has 2 exons.